This is a messenger RNA of Colias croceus (clouded yellow), 1775 nucleotides long. Its product is annotated as G-protein coupled receptor Mth2-like. Lineage: Eukaryota; Metazoa; Arthropoda; Insecta; Lepidoptera; Pieridae. Gene Ontology annotation, cellular component: membrane. Gene Ontology annotation, biological process: cell surface receptor signaling pathway; G protein-coupled receptor signaling pathway. Gene Ontology annotation, molecular function: G protein-coupled receptor activity. The record is from RefSeq and is a predicted model, not a curated record. The transcript has 8 exons. The coding region runs from base 75 to 1580 and encodes 501 amino acids.
UUGAAUGUAUUACAACGUAUAGGAUUAUGCGACCAUUACAGUGAAAUAUCGUUUCAAUAAACACGUCAAUCGCUAUGUUCAAAUUUUGGUGCGUUAUUUUUUUUAUAUGCCUCCCGGCAUGCCUGUGCAACAGUGAUAUUAUAUUAGACAACCCUGAAGAUUAUAUAUGUCAAUUUACAAAAUGUCUCAAUAAGUGUUGUUCUAAAAAUCAGUAUGUGAAUACAACAGUAUGGUAUUUGAGUACUUGUGUCGAAAAUGAUGAGAAUUAUAAUCUAGAUUUUUCAAAUGUACAACUGUACGAUACUGAGGAACAUUCGAGAAAAAUUAACAAGAAGCUUGGUGAUCUUUUUCGUUUGAAACCAGGUUUAUUUAACGAUAAUGAAACGUUCUUUUCCUUUGCUGCUCAACUUGAUCUCCUGCAACUCAUAAGUUAUUUAAACGAGGAUGGAUAUCUCUAUUUAGAGUCACCCAAUGCUUACAAAAGAUGGAGGAUACUUAAUAAAGACAAUUUCUGUGUAGAUUAUGGAAUUAAGAAUAAUAUAUCGACAAUACAAUUCUGGGGAAUUCUUGAAGAUGAGUAUCAACCUCCCGCUUAUAAAACAUAUUAUCAGACUUCAGGUCUCAUUAUAUCAUCAAUAUUCCUCUUUCUUCUGUUCUUGGUAUACUGUGUACUCCCGGAAUUGCGAAACAUCGGCGGUAUGGUGCUUAUGGCCUAUGUUAUAAGCCUCAUGGGAGCCUUUGUGUCUCUUACCGUAAUGAACUUGAGCACACUGAGAGAAACCGAUUGUAUUGUAAUAACUACUUUCAUUUACUUCUUUUUCCUGUCUGCAUUCACGUGGAUGAAUGUUAUGUCGUUUGAUAUUUGGUGGACGUUUCGAGGUUACGCUAAAGCGCGGCCCAUACACAGAAAAGGCGAAAAAUUCAAGUUUUGUAUGUACUGCCUGUAUGCUUGGGGAGUACCUCUGUCCAUGUCAAUUGGAUUUGUGCUGAUCAACGCUGCUGAUCUCCGUGAUAUGCCGUGGUUCAUUCAACCGAAUGUACCCGCUUUUGGAUGCUUUAUUAAUGGUGGUCAACAGUUCGUAUACUUAUACAUUCCAAUGCUGAUAUUGAUUAUAUGCAAUUGGAUGUUUUAUCUGUUAACUGCGUUCAAUAUAUGGCGUCUAAGUAGAGGUACCGCCAGGGUCCUUAACUCGGAAGCUGCUGGCAACCCUGCUGCGCAUCGUACACAAAAACAGAGAUUCAUGGUAUAUAUAAAGUUAUCAGUUAUAAUGGGAAUUAACUGGAUUCUCGAAGUGAUCAGCUCCUUUUCUCCAGAACUAAACAUUUGGUUUGUUUCUGACACUUAUAAUCUGUUCAUUGGAGUCAUUAUAUUCUUGAUUUUCAUAUGCAAGAGGUCUAUCUACAAUAAAUUAUUGAUCAGAUUCAAAGGAAUGAGGCAAUAUAACCUGCCGAAGAGAUCUCUUACUUCUAGCUUCACAUUGGAAUCAAAUUUAAGUCAAGAGGCACCGCCCAGUGUUUGUGUGAACCCUAAAGGCGAAAGGAAACGGUCUUUGGAACAAAAACCUACAUUUGAAAUUUAAUAAGAGUUCAAUGGACAUUGAGAGAAAAACACUUUUCUAAGGGAGAGGAAGACCAAAGAAAUACGAAAUAAAUAUUUAAUUGGUACAAUUUCUGAUGUUUACCAAUAGCAUAUUAUAAUUUAUUAUGAAUAUAGAGUACAGUAUAAAUUCAAAUUGAUACAUUGAUUUUUGUAACUCGUUAAUCUAUGUCACCAA